AUAAAUAAUACAUUUGGACAUUAAAAGCAAUAUAUAGUUUAAAAAUAUUAACUUGAGAUAAUGUAAGUCAGUAAAACUGUGAGUGUCAACAAUAAAGUAACAGCUGUCAGCAGCCGCUACUCACUCUCUCAAUAGUAAAUAUUCAUCAUGGAAGAAGUUCUAGACCAGCUUCUUCAUGAAGUAUCAUGUAGUAAACAUGCUCAGAUCCACCAGGCCUGCACUGAAGCUCGUGAUUUGUUGGAAAAUCAGGCUGGGUUAUUGGGCUCACCUCCUCAUGAGUUACGAGCUUUGUGUUUAAGGGCACUACAAUUAGCCCUGGAAACUCGUCAGUCUAAGAUGGUAGCUUUAGCUGUGUCUGGAUUUUUUAAGGUAAACCAUAUUAAUUAACUGAUUCGUGUAUGGUAAUUAAUUACGUCUUGAAUAAAGUAUUCAUUCCCAAAUGAAGGCAGUACAGUACAUGUGUAUCCACCUAUUUGUACUUGCUCAUUGUGUGU
This is a messenger RNA of Cherax quadricarinatus, 494 nucleotides long. NCBI's taxonomy places the organism in Eukaryota, Metazoa, Arthropoda, Malacostraca, Decapoda, Parastacidae. The record is from RefSeq and is a predicted model, not a curated record.